Brassica napus (rape) is the source of this 2753-nucleotide messenger RNA. Its product is annotated as lactosylceramide 4-alpha-galactosyltransferase-like. The record is from RefSeq and is a predicted model, not a curated record. NCBI's taxonomy places the organism in Eukaryota, Viridiplantae, Streptophyta, Magnoliopsida, Brassicales, Brassicaceae. Bases 1528 to 2718 code for a protein of 396 amino acids. The transcript has a single exon.
CGCCGAUGUGCAUCCAACGGUUCAUAUUUAAAUCCAGUGCCUGGGACCUACAUCAGUUACAUUACAUCUAUACCCUCCCAUACAACGCUCCAUCUCCUUAAAGAAACAGAGAACCUGACAAAAAAAAAAAAAACAGAAUAGUGGCAGUUUCGUGAAUAUACGACAAAAUCAAUUUCUCCUUCUUCUUCUUCUUAGUGAGGAACUCUCUCUAUUCUUGGAGAUGCGAAGCCGCGAGAAAGCUAAAGGCAUAUCGGGUUUGAUCAGCUCUUGAAUUACGUUAGCUGUUCACGGUGAUAGGUUAACUGAUUUUGCUGUCAGUCUGCUUAAUGCUGUAUCACAUUGUUGAAAUUUCGAAGGAGUAUUGACAACACAACCACAAAGAGUUUAGUGUCAGCAACAACGAGAUGUGUUGAGCUGCGUAAGAGCGCAGUUGACAAGUUCUUGGACUCUGAGAACAACAAAUCAGAUUCUGAUUAGUACUUCUUUUUUUUUUAGUGCUUUCUGCGUUGUGAAUUUUGAAUAUGAUUGUACUCGUAUUAAGUGUUUUGAAUACGAUUGGAAAAACUCUCUCUAGGUCGUCUCUCGACAUGGCCUUGAGACACAUGGUACUGAUUCUUGUUCCUUUUAGUUGUAACUUGCAAGUUCUUGUUAAUUUCUCACCAAACAACAAAUGUUUUUUUUAUCGUUGUACAGAACAUAAAGCAUAGCAGUUCAGGGAAUCUAAGGGUAGCCCUACAAGUAAUGCUCCAACAAACUCUAUGGAGAAGAACGAGUCAUCUUCUUGAUAACCAUAACAUGUACUAUGCUGUCCAAUUAAUGAAAUAUCUGUUAACUUUGCUGCAACACUUUUGCUUUAGCACAAAUCCAUUAGUAUCAUUAAAGAGUUGGCAGAGAAAAAAUCAACUAAAUCAUUAAAGAGUUUGGCAACAACAAAAAUAAAAUCAUUAAAGAGUUUGGCAAAAUUAUUUAAUAAGAAUCACUAAUUAAUAAUCUCGCUGAUUUAUAAGUUCAAGUGGCUUAGUUUAUUUAACAGUAUGGCAUUGAAAAAUCUGAAAUAGCAUUUGUGAAAAAAAUGAAAAUGCACUUAAAACUAUAUACAUGUUUAUGCUGAUGAAUAAUUUUAUAGAAGUUUAAUAAUUGUAACAUUAUAAAAGUAUAUAAUAGAUAUUUAAUUUUUAGAUAUGUCUUAGUACUAAAAAUCUUCAACAUGGCAUUCCUACAAGUUAGUGGUACGCACAUCUUCUGCAUAUCCCACAAGUUGAAUCAUAUGUUAUCUAUAUGACAACCAAACUCCCACAUAAGAUUGACCUAACAACAUUAUAAAAAUGUACAUUUAUUUCAUAUUUUGUAUAGUUAGUUUUGUUUAAAGCCAUAAAAAUCAAGAAUAGCCAACAGAAAAUAGGAUCUAUGAAUUCUACCUCUCACCAAAACACCUUUAAACCCAUUUUAAUAUUACAACUCUUAAAACUUAUCAUCUUUUGUGAGGUUUUUGACUUUCCCUCUUUGUUCUAAGGCAUUCUUGUAACAAUGGAGAAGGAUAACAGCAACAAGAAGAGUCUCUCUGAACAACUCAAGCACACGAAUUCCCCGGUGUUCUCUACGGCCAUUUUCGCCUUCAUAAUGCUGCUUGUUGUGGUGGGAACAAUACUCUCAAACAUGUCAUUAGAGUCAACUUUCUUCUGGACUUCACCAACUUCUGAGAUGAUCACAAUGGAGAGGAAGCCAUUGGCUCCUCCUAAGAACAGUACAAGCAGAUACAGGAUGGCUUGGCUUCGUUCUCAUCUCGGAGAAUUUGAGGUUUUCAAGUCAACUAACCUUUCAGAGAAGUUUCACCAAAGGGUGCUUGAGUCUUUAAAUGAUGAAUGUGAGGUUAGAUUCUUCAUGACAUGGUUUUCACCAGCAGAUUAUUUCGGCAAGAGAGAGCUUCUAGCUGUAGAAAGCGUCUUUAAAUCUCAUCCUCAAGGCUGCUUGAUGAUUGUAUCAGGAUCCAUGGACUCUCCACAAGGAGAUACCAUCAUUAAACCGCUACGUGAUCUUGGUUACAAGGUGUCUGCAGCCACGCCAGACCUUUCCACGCUGCUAGAGAACACACCGGCCAAAACUUGGUUUCAAGAAAUGAAAAGCUGCAAAAGAGAUCCAGGGAGGAUACCGUUAUCUCAGAAUCUUUCAAACCUUGCAAGGCUAGCGAUUCUAUACAAGUACGGAGGUGUGUACCUGGACACAGACUUCAUCGUCACUAGAAGCUUCAAAGGGGUGCAGAACUCAAUAGGAGCGCAAACAGUGGUGGAAGGAGAUUCAAAGAAUUGGACAAGACUGAACAAUGCGGUUCUUGUCUUCGAGAAAGAACACCCUCUUGUUUACAGCUUCAUGGAAGAGUUUGCUACCACUUUUGAUGGGAACAGAUGGGGACACAAUGGUCCUUACUUGGUAAGCAGGGUAGUGAAGAGAGCACAAGAGACGAUAGGUAACAGUUGCACAGUAUUGCAACCAGUAGCGUUCUAUCCAUUUAAUUGGAUAGACAUUCAAAGACUGUUUCAGACGCCAAGGAGCAGCAAUGAGACUACAUUACUCAAAGCUGAUCUGAUCAAGCUGAACAGAAUAAGCUAUGGGCUGCAUCUGUGGAACAAGAUCACCAAAAAGCUUAAGAUAGAAAAAGGCAGUGCCAUAGACAUCAUUAUUUCAGACCAUUGUGUUGUUUGCAGAGGAAUCCAAAGAUGAAGAGAAUCAAAUCAAUGUCUAGGACUCUUAACUCU